This is a messenger RNA of Priapulus caudatus, 2236 nucleotides long. Its product is annotated as palmitoyl-protein thioesterase 1-like. The transcript is spliced from 8 exons. The record is from RefSeq and is a predicted model, not a curated record. NCBI's taxonomy places the organism in Eukaryota, Metazoa, Priapulida, Priapulimorpha, Priapulimorphida, Priapulidae. Gene Ontology annotation, molecular function: palmitoyl-(protein) hydrolase activity. Gene Ontology annotation, biological process: protein depalmitoylation; receptor-mediated endocytosis. Bases 22 to 798 code for a protein of 258 amino acids. Gene Ontology annotation, cellular component: lysosome.
AGCUGUUGCAACCCACUUAGCAUGGGAGCUAUCAAGUCGAUUAUUGAAAAAAAUGUUCCCGGGGUCUAUGUUCACUCAUUAGAAAUUGGGAAUGGAAUUGUUGAGGAUAUGGAAAAUGGUUUCUUCAAGAACACAAAUGACCAGAUUGAACUUGCAUGCAAGAAGAUAUCGAUGGACGACAAACUGCAGGCAGGUUACCAUGCCAUGGGAUUCUCACAAGGUGGACAAUUCUUAAGAGCAGUAGCACAACGGUGUCCAAACCCACCAAUGAAAAAUUUGAUCUCCUUUGGCGGACAACAUCAAGGUGUCUAUGGGUUCCCAAGAUGUCCUGGUGACAAUUCUACCUUGUGCAACAUAGUACGUAAGCUACUAAACCUAGGUGUAUAUACUGACUUUGUUCAAAAAGGUCUUGUUCAGGCACAGUAUUGGCAUGAUCCGCUGAACGAGGAAUUGUACCGAAACAAAAGCAUUUUCUUGGCCGACAUCAAUCAGGAAAAUGUAAAGAAUCGGACCUAUAAAGCCAACUUAAUGAAGCUGGAAAAUUUUGUCAUGGUUAUGUUUGGAGAUGACACAAUGGUUGAUCCAAAGGAAACAGAAUGGUUCGGUUACUACACACCCGGGCAGGCUCGUAGAGUCGCACCCUUGAGAGAGACACCCAUGUACACCGAGGAUUGGCUUGGACUCAAACAGAUGGACAAACAGAAGAAGUUGCAUUUUCUGGUGUCACCUGGGAACCACCUGCAGUUCACAGACACAUGGUUCAUUGCUAAUAUUCUGAGGCCAUUUGUCAUGAAAUGAACCCGGCGAUCAGUCACUAUAGUGUGAUGUAAAAAGCGGGUUUUGUCGAGGUGCUAGUGGACGUUGGAAAGAUACAAUAGGGGUUGCUCACUAUGCGUUUAGUGCUGACUGAGAAUACACAAGUGCUGCAUGUAAAAUGUAGAUAUAGCCGUCUCCGUGUUUCUUUCAUGGUUUCGAGUAUGCUAUGCGACGUUCUUGUCUUGUUCUUAAUAAUAUUGUAUUUUGAUUUGUAAUAUAUAUUGAUACAAUUUAAUGGUUCAAGGAUGGACUCUGGGUUGUAAGUGAAAUUUGGUCAAAAUUCCAAUACCCAUUUUAUUUGAUAUAUGGCGCCUCUGGGCAGCUAUGUAUAUGUAGAUUAUUAUGUCUGUGGUCUCCCAAACAGUUCAAAAUCCCCGCAUAUGCCUAUCUGGCUGUGAAAUCCUCGGCUCGCCAUUUAAGUAUGCAACUCCUAGUGACGUCAUUAGUGCUCACUAUCUCAGAAUGUACUGCGUGCCACCCCAACUUGCUGUUGCUGCAGGCGUUUGUAUACACAGAAAUGAUGACAUCACACCGUGCAUGAAUUAGUGGGCGGUGAAAGGGAGAUUGAAACAGAUCAGUUAUUUUGUUGUUAUUUAUAACAGCACAAUUUUUUUCAAGUUUGUUGAUGUUAAUCGACCACAGAUAUGUCGGAGUGAGUACCAACAGUAGUAAUUGUACAUACCUUGGCCAAUUCUAAACACAUUCGUUCAAUCAUUGUAGAAUGUAGAAUAUCGUGAAUAUCUCCGUUGUACGUAUUGGGCCCUAUUUUUCGACAUUCGCACACUCGUGUAUUCAUGUCAUAGGAUUGGGCCCAGUUGUUGAUGAUUCCCCUGAUUUCUCGGAACUGACAACCAUGAUGUAAAAAUAAUUGCUUUUUGCUUUUUAUUGCGAGUAAAUGGUGUCUGGAUUUAUUUGUAAAGAUUGUAUUUGAGAAGGUUUGGCUCUUUAUUCACGUUAUUGUUGUCAUAACAACAGUACAGAUUUUCGUCCAUCUUUUCAACUUAUUUCCUGAAAUAAAACUUCUUUUUAAUCCAAGGACCCUUUACUAGUGCAUACUAUGAAAAACCUAUUGCUAAACGUUUAGGUUCCAACCCUUUGCUGUUUCUGUGAAAUGUGGAUGAUUGAUUUGAUUGGCUAUGAUAAGCCGUUAUGUUGUAUUGCCCAUGCAGAGUUACCUGUAUAUAACCCUGAGUCUAUCCUUAAGGCCCCAUGAGUUUUAUACACAGUUAAUAAAUACAGAUAAAUGUACCUGUGUGAAGGAGUGAAUAUGAACCAAUUUGUUUUUAUUCACUGCUGGUGUGUAGAUGAUUUGGAGAACAAUGCAAAAGUUGUUACCAAAUGAAAAUACCUGUAAAGAUUGUAUUAAAACCAGUAAAAAUUGUUUUAAUAAAUUUGCGUGAACUAUGAACACAAAUUGAAA